GUCUCAAGAUCCCAAUUAACCAAACGAGAAAGAGAUUCCUUGGCCGUCCACCUGCCGGAAAGAGUUUUAGAGAGAGAUCGGAGGAAAGUAGGUUGUUAUGGGUAAGAGUAAUAAGAAGUGGAUGUUGUUCAAGAGGGUGUCAUGUAGAUGGAAGUUGUUGGGUUCUGCUUUCAAGUGGAGGAGGCUGAACCUCCAGCUUUCGUUCAUCGACAACUUGAUUUUCAGGAUCGCGUCGGUGCUAGAGGCCAUAGUGUUGGUCGCCACUCUCUGUUUCUUCUAUCUCUGUUGCGGCUGCCACUUUUGACAUCGUAUGUAUAUAUAAGAAUUCAGCAAUCUUCAUCUCCCCCCAUUUUCUCUGUUUUCUUUUUCUUUUUCUUUGUGGUCUCUUUUUUUUUUUUUUGAGGGGGGAAAUUUCUUCAUGAAUCUUGUGUGUGGGGCAGACUCAGAUCAAUGCAACUGGGCAGAAAGCUGCUUUCAUUGAUGCGUGAAAGAAACCGGACUUUUGGUGGUGUUUGAGUGAGGUUUUUUACUUCAAAAUUUUUUUGGAAGGAAAUGUUUGCCUUUUAGCAUACAAAGCAUUUAUUUAUUUAAAUAUUUUACAAGUUUGGAAAAAAUUUUGGUAUAAUGCCACCUCAUAUUAUACUUACAUAUUUUACAUGAAUCAAUUUCAAAAUUUUUA
Molecule: messenger RNA, 679 nt
Organism: Rubroshorea leprosula
Lineage: Eukaryota; Viridiplantae; Streptophyta; Magnoliopsida; Malvales; Dipterocarpaceae
Source: the annotation of a GenBank genome assembly